AUGGCCACCGAAUCUAAGGACCCAAGCACAUUUACAUUCCAUCAUGCCGACCUAGGUCCCAUGACUGGAGUCAUUACACCAAGCAACGUGGUCCAAUUCCGCGCAGUGCCAUAUGCUACUAUACCGGCUCGAUUCAAGCAGUCUGUUCUCGCUGAAACGCUUGCGGGCAAAGACGACUUCACAAAACAUGGUUACGUAUGUCCGCAAGUAUUCAGUGAAAACGUAGUGGGAGGUGGAAAUUUCCCGGGCGAAAGCUUUCCAGCCGCAUCCGACGAAUUUCAAUGUGCCAUCCUCCAGCUUAACAUACCGCUCUCGUGCCUCAAAGAUCAGCCGCCUUCGUCCAAGCUUCCCGUGCUAGUGUACAUACAUGGCGGUGGCUUCGUGCUCGGAAAGAUCGAUGAGCAGCACAGCACAGCCCUAAUGGUUGAGCAAUCGAUUCUUGAUGAUCAGCCUGUUAUCUCAGCAAGCAUACAGUACCGGGUGGGAGCGCUCGGUUAUCUGCACACUCCGGAAUCUGGCAACGCGAAUCUCGCUUUGAAUGACCAGCGAAACGCGCUUCUUUGGAUCCAGAAGUUUGUCGCAGGAUUUGGAGGAGACAGCAAGAGAGUUACCGUGUUUGGAGAGUCUGCUGGCUCCAUGUCAAUAUGUAGCCACAUGCUGUCUGCGCCUCCAUCGUCUGGUCCACUCUUCCAGAGAGCCAUCCUGUGUUCUGGUGUUCUUGGACCAACAACAGCACCGUUAUCGCUGGAGAACGCAAGCAAGACUUACAAGGACUUCUUGAAAAGAAUGGGAAUUGAAGAAGACGGAGAGGCCAGUCUGGAUCUACUACGCAAGGUGGAUGUGCAAAAGAUCGUUGACGCAACUUCUGAGUAUCGUGCGGAUGGCGGCAUGUGGCUGAUCGUCCAAGAUUCAGAAUGGUUUGGCGAUGCUGCUGGAUCGGUAACCUGGGAUCGCAUUCCUGAGUUGCUCAGCAAGUGCGACUGGGUCAAUGAAAUUAUUCUGGGAACUACAGGUUCUGAGGGCAUCACCCUCAUGCAGCAAAUAGUUCCCGUCAGCCCGGACGCAUUCCUCAGUGGCAUUGCAACUCAGUUAGGCGAGCAAAGCGCGGAGCUAGUCGGUAAGGUUUAUGGUGUCGCUCCAAAUACCGACCAGAACUUGUUCCUAACAGCGGGUGCACGCUGGAUGGGCGAUGUUGUUUUCGAUGCGCCUACUCACCAACUAGCACAAUACCUUACCCAGCAUACGAACAAGAAAGUUUACCGUUACCUUUUCGACGUCCGUAACCCUUUUCCUAUUAGUCCCUUUUGGCAACAAGCGCAUCAUUGGGUCGAUGUCUACUUCAUGUUCAAGACGUACCAAUUCCGCUACCCCACCCAAAGACUGAAGGAGAUCUCCACGCAACAUGCGCAAAAUUGGAUCAGUUUCGCAAACGGAAGUACACCGUGGAAGGAAUACAAGUACACUGGUGAUGGAGACGAAAUCGUGAUGGUGGCGGAUGAGAGGGAUGGCUGGGUAGAGAGGACCGUAGGACAGCAUGAGAAACUGGUGGAAAACACGUGGCGGAGGUGCGAAGCAUUGUAUCAAAGCUGGGAUAGUAUGAGAGGCAAAGAGUUCUCACCAUUCGAUAUCGAUCCGAUGAAGGUAAAGAAGGCAGCCUAA
Messenger RNA from Alternaria postmessia, 1659 nucleotides. RefSeq lists its product as uncharacterized. The record is from RefSeq and is a predicted model, not a curated record. The coding region runs from base 1 to 1659 and encodes 552 amino acids. NCBI's taxonomy places the organism in Eukaryota, Fungi, Ascomycota, Dothideomycetes, Pleosporales, Pleosporaceae. The transcript is spliced from 4 exons.